Colletotrichum orchidophilum is the source of this 1644-nucleotide messenger RNA. RefSeq names its product thiamine transporter. Gene Ontology annotation, biological process: transmembrane transport; nucleobase transport. The coding region runs from base 1 to 1644 and encodes 547 amino acids. Gene Ontology annotation, molecular function: nucleobase transmembrane transporter activity. The record is from RefSeq and is a predicted model, not a curated record. The transcript has 7 exons. Gene Ontology annotation, cellular component: plasma membrane. NCBI's taxonomy places the organism in Eukaryota, Fungi, Ascomycota, Sordariomycetes, Glomerellales, Glomerellaceae.
AUGGGGUUGCAAGCCGUCCUGAAACGGGUGGAACUCCCAUUCGUUUCCCGCUGGAUUAACGACGAUAUCCGACCCAUCGAAUCUCAAAGGCGGACUUGGGGCUACCUGACGUUCCACAACUUUUGGCUCUUGGUGAACUGCAACAUCACCACUUACCUGACCGGUAGCGCACUGAUUCCCUUGGGCCUGACCUGGUGGCAGGCCCUUAUUUGCAUUGUCAUUGGCAACCUUGUUGCCACAGCUGUCGUCAUCAUCAACUCGCUUCCGGGUAGCUCCUACCACAUUGGCUUCCCCGUCUUCAGUCGAGCUGUAUGGGGUAUGUGGGGUUCGCAGUAUGGCUUCACAGCCUGGGUCGGGGGAGAGUGUAUCUACGUGAUCCUUCUCUCCUGGGACCCCAGACUUGAAACCCACAUCCCCAACGGCAUACCAGCAGAUACAGGCAUGACAACCGCCCAAUUCGUCUCCUACAUCAUAUUCAGCGUCAUAUCUCUUCCAGUCAUCUGGAUUCGCCCGCACCGUCUCGAGAAAUUCUUCCACUUCGCCUGCUCCGUCACCCUCGUCUUCUUCGUCGUCCUCCUCAUCUGGGCCCUCGCCACCAUGGGACCAUCAGGCUUUGGCGAGACCAUAACCUCGGGCUCAGCCAUACCAAACACAGGCGGACCGAACAGCGUGGCUUGGCUCAUGAUAUACGGCAUCGUCUCGACAAUCGGCUCCAUCGCGGCCGGUAUUCUCAACCAGAAUGACUACUCCCGCUUCGCGACGCAUCCCAAGCACGCCGUCGUGGGCCAGGCCAUAUCAUUUCCGUUCUAUGGCAUCUUCAGCUCUCUGAUCGGUAUCCUCGUCACCGCAGCGACCCAGAACCGCUUCGGAGGCCAGGCCAUCUGGAAUCCGCCUACCCUCUUCGCUCAGCUCCUAGCACAGAACGAAACGGCCGGGACGCGGGCAGCGUGCUUUUUCGCGGGGCUUUGUCUCGUCAUCUCGCAGAUCGGAGUCAAUGUACCUGGAAACGCGCUCGCCGGCGGCUUUGAUCUGGCCGCGACGUUUCCCAAGUACCUGAACAUCCGUCGUGGCGCCUACAUUACCGCAGUGUUCAGCGUUGUGGUCAACCCUUGGCGUCUGGUCAACACUGCAACAAUCUUCCUCACAGUCCUUUCAAGUUACAGCGUCUUCUUGGCCCCAAUGACUGGGUUGAUGAUAUCUAGCUACCUGGUUGUUAAUAAGAGCAAGGUGAACGUGGACGACCUGUAUCGCGGCGACUCGGGCAGUAUCUACUGGUUUUCUUAUGGCUGCAACUGGAGGGCGCCGGUAGCAUGGCUUAUUGGCGUCGUACCCUGCAUGCCUGGCUUCAUCGCCGCCGUUGACACGUCAGCGACUGUGAGCGAAGGGGCAACCGAGCUGUAUUUCAUGUCGUAUAUUUAUGGGCUUCUUUCGAGUGGUCUUGUAUACGCCUUGCUGCAUAGGUUUUUUCCGGCGAGAAACUUGGACGCGUUCGUAAGAGACGCGCCGUCUGCGCGUGAGCUUCAAGAGAUGCACAAGGGCAAAUGGGAUGUGACGCUGGCUGAGACUCCUGAAAUUCUCCACGAGUUUUCUGGCCAGGGAGACAAGGCAGGAAAGGUCGCUUUGCCAAGCAAGGAAGAUGUGUAG